GAUUGAGCCCAACCUGGAGAAGAUUGACGGUCGUUGCGUUGCUGAUGGAAUUAGUUGUCAUCCCGUUUAAGCUGAUUCGUAAGCAGAAGUAGAAUAUUCAGGAUGGGUCUUACAAUUUCAAGCGUUUUGACUAGGCUUUUUGGCAAAAAACAAAUGAGAAUAUUAAUGGUCGGUUUGGAUGCGGCUGGUAAAACAACAAUCCUCUACAAGCUAAAGCUUGGCGAAGUCGUGACGACCAUUCCUACCAUUGGUUUCAACGUGGAAACGGUGGAGUACAAGAACAUUUGCUUCACCGUCUGGGACGUGGGUGGCCAGGAUAAAAUCCGUCCACUGUGGCGUCACUACUUUCAAAACACUCAGGGACUGAUUUUUGUGGUCGAUUCGAACGAUCGCGAGCGAAUCGUGGAGGCGGAAAAAGAACUGCAAAGUAUGCUGCAGGAAGAUGAACUGCGGGAUGCCGUUCUGCUGGUGUUUGCAAACAAGCAGGACCUACCGAAUGCGAUGACCGCGGCGGAAUUAACCGAUAAAUUGCACCUGAACCAAUUGAGAAACCGGCAGUGGUACAUCCAGGCAACGUGCGCCACACAGGGACACGGACUAUACGAAGGCCUAGACUGGCUAUCUAAUGAGCUCGCCAAGAAAUGAUGGGCUACCGAGUGAAGCAACAACUAUCUAAACAAUAAACAACAACGCUGGCGGAUUAGUUAGAACGUGUAAGCAGCUAGUUGUUCGUUUAUCUCUCCACAUUCAACAACACAUUUUAUAUCCUAUGUCUAACGAAUGAAUGGUAAAAAAUAAAGCAAACGACAUUCUCCGUGAUUCGGUUGAACAUUUAUUGUGCUAAAAAAAGUAGAUAUGAUCAAAGUGCAAAUUGCUUGUCAUUUUGCUGCGAAUUCAACAGAGAAUGAGGCAGUUAAUUAUGAUUUUCAUUUUCGUCGGCAGAGACAGACUAGAGGUAAUACAAUUGGGAUGUAUAUGAAGGUAGUGAAACAGGCAAUUCGACAUAAUGAUUUGUAAAUUUAAGCAAGUAUUUUACUGUAUAAAUAAAUUAAUAAAACUA
This is a messenger RNA of Wyeomyia smithii (pitcher-plant mosquito), 1060 nucleotides long. It is a transcript of the gene Arf102F, whose product is annotated as ADP-ribosylation factor 2. Gene Ontology annotation, biological process: intracellular protein transport; vesicle-mediated transport. Gene Ontology annotation, cellular component: cytoplasm; plasma membrane. NCBI's taxonomy places the organism in Eukaryota, Metazoa, Arthropoda, Insecta, Diptera, Culicidae. The transcript is spliced from 3 exons. Gene Ontology annotation, molecular function: GTPase activity; GTP binding. The record is from RefSeq and is a predicted model, not a curated record. Bases 103 to 645 code for a protein of 180 amino acids.